Molecule: messenger RNA, 2044 nt
Organism: Pantherophis guttatus
Lineage: Eukaryota; Metazoa; Chordata; Lepidosauria; Squamata; Colubridae
Source: RefSeq, a predicted model, not a curated record
AUAACUUUUUUUAGAACCAACUUUCCUUUUUGAUGGUCUCUCGCCUUUCCACAAGAGGCCCAAUUGCAAAAUAUUUUGGCACUAGGAUUUUCGUGGAAUUUGUUUUCUUCCUUUCUCUUUGCCUCCACCCAUCUCUACAAGGGAUAAAACGCAGCUCACAGAGAAAGUCGUGUCUGCUUUUUUUCCUGCAAAGCAACUGAGAAAAAUCAAAAGGGGGAGGCAUCCAGCCUCAGAGUUUCGGAGUUACCUCAGUGAUUUAGUUGACACCAUGCCUCGGAUGUUGGCCUAUUCGGUGUUGGCACUCUUUGUGGCAUUGCUGAUGGGAUCCUUGGCAACUCUUGUCCGGAGAGAAACCCGUCAUGGCAAAUUCCACCGGCAGCAUGUUGCCGCAAAUAACGGAAUGAAUCCCCGGGUCUAUUGCAACAUGAUGAUGCAACAAAGAGGAAUGACGAACAUCAAGUGUAAACCUUCCAACACCUUCAUCCAUGGGGAAGCCACAGCAGUGGAUGCCAUCUGCAACGAUGGGGGGACUUACUCAAGUGAUAAUUUCUAUGACAGCAAUAGCGUCUUUGAGCUCACCGUUUGCCGUUUGACAGGGGGAGGAACCACACCUCCCAAUUGUAACUACCGAGGUAGGGUGAGCACCCAACAGAUCCGAAUUGCCUGCGUAAAUGGCCUGCCGGUGCAUUUCCAACAAGCUCUUUAGAAAUAUCAAUAACCAUGUUUGGCUAGUUAGGGAUUCUAUAUCUUCAGCUGCUUUAGAAGCCAAGAGGAUUUCCUAUUUUUACUGCAAUGGUGUAUUUCAAUUAAAAUUUGCUCUUUUUUCUCUCUCAUUUCUUUCUACCUGCCUUCCCCUCUUCUUCAACUGUUUUAGACAAGCUGGGGGCCUCCAAAUAGAUUGGGCCUGUGAUUCCUCACGAUUCCCAGUCAGUAUGGCUGACAGGGACUCUGGGAGAUGUAGUCCCAAUGCAAUUGUGGGGAUCUGAGCUGUGGCAAGUCUUCAUUUGGUCACCAUAUCUGGACUUGCUGACCACAAGAUGGCUGCAAAGUGAUACAGAAAAAUCUGCUGGGGAAUUCUGGGUGUUGUAGUUUACACGUCUUACAGUGGUCAGGUCUGAAAAAUAGCCAGGUCUGAAGUUUUUGCUGUGAUCUAAUAGACAUUCAACCCAAAUAUGGCCACAGAAUAAUUUCAGUCUCUCUUUUUUUGUUCUGCGCUGCCUUCUAGUGGCUCUGAAUCAAAAUGACUGAUGUAUCCAUCAAAAUGUUAAUAUAGCUUCUCUAUCCUCAUAAUAUUUCUGGGGUUUUUUUUGCCUUCUGAGGAAAGUUGAGGCUAAUAAUUCUGCACAGAAAACAGGAUAUUGGAGUAUUUAGCAUCCAGCCCAAACUAGCAUUCUUCAGCUAUGUGACUUAAAUAUCACAACUUCUCGCAUGACAUGUGAGAAGUCAUGAUAUUUAAAGUGCUACAUGCCCAAAUUACAUUUAUAGAGUAAGAGGUUUUGCUAGGAAAUGUUUUGCAUAGCCAUCUUUCAUUUUAAAAUAGACCAUUUGCUUUCCUUCCUGGGAAAAUGUGUUUUGAAGCAUAACACUGGUCUGUGACCAUAAUAAAAAUUGAAGGAUAAUUUUAGGUACCCGGAGAAACAGAGGUGCUCCGAAUUUCUUUUAUAAAUAUAAAAAGUACAAAUUCAACUAGAAUUAAUUUUACUUUAAUUCAAUUAAAAUAUAUUAAGUAAAUAAAAAUUUAUUUAAAUUAAUUUUAAAAUUUCAAGUUAAAUUAAAAUUUAAGGCAGUUUUCUUUCAAAAAAUAAUUUUCUUAAAGAAAUAGAUUUUUUUUUCUUGUUCAGAUUGAUUCCUGAUCACCUGAAAGGUUCUGUAAGCUAAUAUGUUUUCACCCACAUCACCAAAUGUUUGAUGGAAAAUCAAGAAUGAAACUGUAUGUUAUUAUUUCUUGGAUUGAUGGAAAGUGGAAAAUAUCAAUUUAUACCUUAUGCCUGAAUCUCUUUCCUCUAGCAGCUUCAUGCAAUAAAGUCUUUGUUUACACACAGAA